Messenger RNA from Magallana angulata, 5940 nucleotides. RefSeq lists its product as uncharacterized. The record is from RefSeq and is a predicted model, not a curated record. The transcript has 41 exons. NCBI's taxonomy places the organism in Eukaryota, Metazoa, Mollusca, Bivalvia, Ostreida, Ostreidae. Bases 1 to 5763 code for a protein of 1920 amino acids. Gene Ontology annotation, molecular function: nucleic acid binding.
AUGCUAGAACAACACAAAGAAGGCUGUGAUUUGUGUUCGUACAAUUCUGAUGAGAUUCUUGACAAUGAAAUCACAGAAGAAGAAAUUCAGGAAGUUAUCAAAGGUGGAAUCCCAAACGAAUUUUACAAGUAUUCCAACAAAGAAGUAGGAAACCUACAAGGAAACUUUUUAGCCAAAUAUUUAAUUCAGAACAGCUUCCAGAGUCUUGGUACAAAAGAAUGUUUCCAUACAAGAGGACAAAAUUUUGAGAUGAUCACCGUCAAAAUGAAAUACGUCUUUUUCAUUUUUGCGACUUUCCACUUCUUGAAAAAGUCUUCGGGGAUAUACGGAGGUUGUAUGAGCUAUUACACACAACCAUCUGACAAACCUGGUCAUGUCAAGGUCGAAAUAUAUUUCUUAAAUGGGUGGAAACUGCACAAAGGACCGUGUUACAGAUGUACAGAGAGCGAUGAGGGUCAUGACGUAACAGCUCGGAGAGAGAUGUACAUACAAUAUUACAGUAACCCUGUUGCAUUUGGUUCAUAUGGCUUUGAACCAGAAGUUGUAAAUGCGAACGUCGAACCGACAAAUAUCACAAUGGAAGUAAACAAUAACGUUAGGGAUGUGGUGUUGAUGGUCAACAGUCACGAGCAGUGGGAAAUGGAGAGCUCGAAGAUAACACUGGACGUAAAUAUAUCAACAACGUACUCUAACAAGUUUGACAUAACCUUUCAGAGUGAGCCCGAUGUUCCUAUGACAAAGGUUCCUAAUUUAAGCACGAUGUUUUUACAAGUUAAAGUGGAUUCAAAUAUUCGGAGAGAUACAAAUGCACCAAACAACAGUCCAAUAGUGUUGGUUAAACCUUACUACAGCUUGGAACUUGGGAAAGACUAUUUUCUUCAUAUUCCGAUUAUCGACAACGAUAGCGACCAAUUUCAAUGUGCAUUAUCUAUAUAUCUUGAAGCAGAGGGUUUCAGCAGUUUUUUACACAAGCUGAAGAAGGCAAAUGCAUUGAGCAUAAAUAAAGACACAUGCAUAUUGACCCUAAGGAUCAUAAGUUCAGUGUUCCGAAUAGGAGACAGUUUUGGCAUACCUAUCACAGUGAAAGACUAUACGUCCACGGACACCAUCGUUGGAACUUUAAAUCAUUUUGCUUAUAACACGCUUUUGGGGAGAGUGUCUGUUUUGAUGUAUUAUAGCGUGACAGGUGAUACUCAUCCUCCAGAAUUUGUAACACCAACCCCACCCAACAACCAAAAGUAUACAAUCUAUGUUGGAGGAGAUUUUCGUGUAAAUGUUUAUGCCAAACCAACUUUAAAUUCAAGAACUAUUACAAAAUUCAACUUCCUGAGAAGAGAUGGCAAACCUGUGAACCAGACAAGGAAUGUAGCUUCUUGGGAUCAGAAGAUGGCCUAUAUCUCCAUGAGCUGGUCUCCUGUCGAUGAAGAUAAAGGACAUCACAUUGUGUGUGCUAAUGCUGAGGACAGUGCAGGUGUAAGCACAGUUGAACUUCAUUGCUUUAGAAUUGAAGUAAAAGAAAACAUUUUUAGACCAAAUAACAAAAUACAGGGGAAACCUUAUUACGCAUCAUUCCCAGAACCUGCAGACGUAGUAUGUCCACUCCAUACUUAUUGUAGAUUCCCAGUGUAUGCCGCGACCACCAACUCUGGGCACAAUGUCAGCAAAAUUGUCAGUACGUCAGAGAGUGAAGAGAAUGUUACGAUAGAAUACAGUCAUGCUAUGAUUAACGGAUCGCUACCCACGACGGUAGCACAAGUGGAAUUCUUGGCACUUUUACCUGGUCAUCGUCAAAUUUGCCUGAAUGCAUCGGACAAUAUUGAAUGGACUACGCGUUGUCUUUACGUGACUGUCCAAAGACCAGAUCCCUGUGCAUCAUUACCAUGUCAACAUGGAGGACUGUGCUCACCAUCUAGUGAUAAUUCUGAGUUCCAGUGUCACUGUGUGAAACCCUUUACUGGUCAAUUUUGUGAAAACGAUAUCAUGUGGAUAGCAGUGACGGCCGUUGUAGGAUGUAUCGUCGCGUUUGGGGAGCGUUACCAGGACGCUUGUGUUGUGCAACGUCGACAAUUUGGUGGAGGUAGCGUGAUGGUGUGGGGUGGAAUAUCAGCACGUGGAAGGACCCCUUUACAAAUUGUCAACGGAAAUCUCACCGGCAAUGUCGAUGUCUUGACUUGGCCAGCGGAUUUGUCGCCGAUCGAGCACGUCUGGGGUGAAAUGGAAAAACGUAUACGCCGUUUACCGAACCAGCCAGUGACAUUGUCUGAUUUAGGCCAGUCUUUAACCAACAUCUGGAACAACAUCCUUCAACCAUUUUUGAACACUUUAGUGGCAUCAAUGAGGCGUCGCUAUCAAGCAUGCGUGAACGCAAAUGGGGGUCACACGCAAGAGCCCCAAGCCAUGGACCAGAUAUAUCCUGGUUGCUCGUUUUCCUCACAAACACCUCAACGGGAGUCCGUAAUUGGAUGCAAAAAAGGAAAGCCCUGUCAUUUUUAUAUGUAUGCAGAAGCAAAUGAAUCAUGCCCAAGUUUGAUUACACAUGAUGAAUAUACUGGCAUAUAUACUCCGGAACUGAACACGGGGCUAUGUCGAUACGAGGUAGUUUACACUAACACAUCAGCUUGUGGUAGCAAUACGGUGUGUUUUAUGCUAUGCACCAAAGGUGAAUCACGUUGUUACAAAGUCCAAACCAAUGACAUCACUGACAAAUGUUCAACAAAUCCUUGCGUUAAUAAUGCUUACUGUCAGACCACAAUUACGGGACAUCUAAAAUGCCACUGUCAACAAGGAAACUGGGGAAGGUAUUGUGAAAACAAACUUUACCGAACAAUAACUAAUGGAAUGAAAAAAGAAGGGCAUUUUACAAUGAUGAGCCAAAUCGAUGUUCUAACAUGCUAUAUCAACGAACCAUGUUCUAUUCCAUUUAGUGUUUACAAAUAUAUUACUAGCAAGUCUCAUAUAGAGUUAGGACGUUUGGAUGAAACGUUUGAAUUUAAAUCUCUUAUUUUGGAACCAUCAGCAAACCAAGAAGGAAUAGUUCAUGGAACCUUGACGGUGAUUGGUCAUGAACUAGGAAUGAAAUUGAUAUGUGUAGACUCUUUCGAAUCUCUGCAAAAAACCAAAAUAGAAGAUGAACUUUGUUACAAAAUUAAUGUUACAAAAGGACAGUACUUUGCGCCUCAAAAGUUGUUCCCACAUUUUGUACACCCUACUCCUCCUGACUCCACAAAUAUGCAAUGUGUUGUCAACGAACAGUGUUAUAUAAACAUAUGGGGAAAAAACAAAUUGGGGGUAGACCAUUGUCCGUUAUUACUGACUGACAAAAACAUCGAGGAUGGCGUGCAUGUUUUCCCUUUAAGAGACACCGUAAAUCAGCCUUGCCGUUUUGAUGUAUCGAUAUUACCAGAAAACACCACUGAUCUCCGCCUUUGUUUCACUCUCUCUAGUAAUGCAUCGGAAGUAAAAAAAUAUCAAAUGUACGAAGACAAGCGCUGCUUCCUUAUUAGUUUCCAACAGGAAUUGGAAGGUUUUACCACAGUCAAGGUCCUUGUGCUGGAAUGUCUUGUCAGCACAACGGAUUCUGUGAUGGAAGCUCCCCUGUUUCCCGAUGCUUGUGUCGAUCAGGAUUUUCGAGCGAAAAUUGUUCCAAAGCUUACACCUCUGUUUGGAGACUUUGUAUUGCCAAAAUUGAUUAGAUGCCCACUUCGACAAGAAUGUGUGAUACCAUAUUCUGUAACAAACACAGACAGCUCCUGUGGGUUUCAUCUUUUAUGGACCGGGGCAAACUUUAGCAGUGUACAUCUCACGAAUUCUGUGAUAUUAGAAUCAUCGGACUGCAGUGGAAAAGCUACAAUUAUACACAAUAUAUCUGGAAUAGACGAAUUUUGUCUAUCUCUAAAAUCGUCUGAUGGUCUGACCUCGUAUGACAACGUCUGCUGCAAUGUGUCGUCUGAACCUGAUACUGCAGAUGUAAAUCUGUACAUGUUUCAGUCACAAUUUAUCCCCCCUUCACCAACCAAUGGAUCAGAGUUCAGUUGUACGCCCGGACAACCAUGUCAUGUGAUGUUUUCUACGGGUAAACACUUAAAUCAAAAAUGUCCUGACGUAAGAGAUAUAACAACAUCACCAGUACAUAUUUUUGCCUCCUUAAAUACUGAGUGUCAUCAUGACAUUUUAAUCCUAUCAGAGAAAAAUGACACCGGAAGUAAAAAAUAUUGUUUCCAGACAAUGGCCUCUGGCAUUACUGGGGAGACAAGAUGCAUAACAGUGCACUUUAUGUUUCAUGUUUUACCCCUAACCACAACCACAACUGUAACAGAUAUCUCAUCUACUUCAACUUCGUCUGUGUCUCAAAGUUCGUUAAAUGUAUUGUCAACAACAGAUGUCCCAAUAACUGCAAACUCUGUAAACGCCCAGGAUUCAAACACAGAAGGUGGUUCAUCUACAAUUUCUUUAUCUACAACUAGCUUGCCCACGAACGCAAAUUCUAACAACGGCCAAAAUGUCAACACAGAAAGUAGUUCAACUACAAUUUCUUCAUCAUCAACUGAUAUGUCCACAGCCGCAAAGACAAUCAUUGCACAGAAUUCAAGCACAAACAGUGCUUUAACAACAACUUCUUUUUCCACUUCAAAUAUACACGUGGUAUCAAAUUCUAAUAACGCCCAGGAUUCAAACACAGAAGGUGGUUUAUCUACAAUUUCUUUAUCUACAACUAGCUUGCCCACGAAUGCAAAUUCUAACAAUGGCCAAAAUGUCAACACAGAAAGUAAUUCAAAGGCAUUUUCUUCAUCAUCAGAUGAUAUGGCCACGGUAGUAAAGACAAUCAUUACGCAGAAUCCCAUAGCAAAAAGUGGUUCAACUACAGUUCCUUUAUCAACUACAAAUAUGCCUGUGGUGUCAAAUUCUGAUAACGCCCAGGAUUCAAACACAGAAGUUGGUCCAACUAUCAUUUCUUUAUCUACAACUAGCUUGCCCACGAACGCAAAUUCUAACAACGGCCAAAAUGUCAACACAGAAAGUAAUUCAAAGGCAUUUUCUUCAUCAUCAGAUGAUAUGGCCACGGUAGAAAAGACAAUCAUUACGCAGAAUCCCAUAGCAAAAAGUGGUUCAACUACAGUUCCUUUAUCAACUACAAAUAUGCCUGUGGUAUCAAAUUCUGAUAACGCACAGGAUUCAAACACAGAAGUUGGUCCAACGAUCAUUUCUUUAUCUACAACUAGUUUGCCCACGAACGCAAAUCCUAACAACGGCCAAGAUGUCAACACAGAAAGUAGUUUAAGUACCAUUUCUUCAUCAACAAUUCCUUUAUCAACAACAAAUAUGCCCACGGUAUCAAUUCCUGACAACGCCCAGGAUUCAAACACAGAAGUUGGUUCAACUACAAUUCUUUCAUCAACAAGUAGUAUACCUAGUGUAUCACACUCAAAUAUCGCCCAUGAUUCCAACACAGAAAGUGUUUCAACUACCAUUCCUUUUGCACCAUCAGCCAUUUCUCCCACAGUAACUCAAACCUCUGAUCUGACGACAAAUCACUGCAAUAUUAAGAAAGUAAAACAAAAAGUGGCAAAGGGGCGAGUAGAAUGUUAUUGCAUUAAUCCAGACAACGGAAUCAUUACCAGUGUUAUAGCUCUAAACCAACGAGUCUCCACGGAGAAACUAUUGAUAGCGGCAGGGCUGGGGUCAGGAGCGAUGGUUACAACUCUUGGGGUGGCAGCUUUACUGUUUACUCUCACAAAGGGGUUUCGGAGUUCCAACAAGACAUGACGUACACAAAAUUCUCGCAAAUCCAGGAAAAUAAGUGUCCAAAGCUUGAAGGAUGAAGAGAACUGAGCUUAAAAAAUUACAGUUUCAUACAAACAGAAAAAAUAUUUAACCAGAACUGAACGUUACAGAAUAAUAAUCUUGAUCUUAAUUUCAUAUUUUAAAAUUACGAAUAAAUAA